This is a messenger RNA of Brassica napus (rape), 2196 nucleotides long. RefSeq names its product putative glycerol-3-phosphate transporter 3. The record is from RefSeq and is a predicted model, not a curated record. Gene Ontology annotation, molecular function: glucose 6-phosphate:phosphate antiporter activity. Lineage: Eukaryota; Viridiplantae; Streptophyta; Magnoliopsida; Brassicales; Brassicaceae. Gene Ontology annotation, cellular component: membrane. Bases 433 to 1965 code for a protein of 510 amino acids. Gene Ontology annotation, biological process: phosphate ion homeostasis; transmembrane transport. The transcript is spliced from 2 exons.
UUCGUUUGCGGCCCCUUUCAUGUAAUUAGUUACGUAAGCUUUAGGGUAUAUUCCCUUUUAAUAACUGGUGUUUAUUGUUUCUAGUUUAUUUCCUCAGAUAAAUCUGAUUUUCUUUUUGAUUGUUCUGCGAUGGUUACUUCUGGUUUAACCCUAUGUGCGUACAUGUUGUGACGUUUAAACUAGAAAAAGUGGGAGAAGAGUAAAGUGAAGAAUAUGAGCUAAAAGUCAAAAUAAAAUAAAAUACAGCAAAGGGGGCUAAAGAUUACAAAAGUUAUGUUAGUCAUUCUCACGUUCUUUAACGUUUUAAGUAGUGCUUUUUCCUUCCAUAAUUUUCCAAGCAUUAAGUUGCUAGAAACCAGAGAGAAAUAGAGAAUAUUAUUUCUCUUCUCAUCAAUUCUUAAAAGGUAUUUGUCACGUGAGGAGAAGCCAAGCAUGGCGUCUUGGACAUCAUCUGAGUUCCUUUAUGUAGAGAUAAAACCACCAGGUAUUCAUUUCCUAGAACGUUUUAAGCGUUCAGGCAAACUCUCUUUCAAGCAAUACCAAGGGCUGGUCUUUGGCUUGACCUUCAUCGCUUAUAUCGCCUUCCACGCAUCUCGAAAGCCCAACAGCAUCGUCAAAGGAACGCUCUCUAAAUCACCAACCGGACACUUCAAGACCACGGACCAAGGCGGAUGGGCUCCUUUCGAUGGUCCAGACGGAACAGCUCUUCUGGGACAAAUCGACUUGGCUUUCCUCUCCGUUUACGCGGUCGGCAUGUUUGUCGCUGGUCACUUGGGUGAUCGUUUGGACCUCAGGACGUUUCUAACAAUCGGUAUGGUCGGGACAGGAGUGUUCACCGCUCUUUUCGGUGUCGCUUUUUGGGCCAAUAUCCAUAGCUUUUACUAUUUCCUAGCCAUCCAGACAUUGGCUGGAUGGUUUCAGUCGAUUGGAUGGCCUUGCGUGGUUGCAGUUUUGGGGAACUGGUUCGAUAAGAAGAGGAGAGGGGUUAUCAUGGGUGUUUGGAGUGCUCACACAUCGAUAGGGAACAUCGUUGGGUCAUUAAUCGCCACAGGACUUUUGAAGUUCGGUUGGGGAUGGUCUUUUGUUGGUCCAGCCUUGCUCAUCACGUUUCUUGGCCUUGUGGUUUACCUCUUCUUACCUGUGAACCCUCCUGCUGUUGAAGCUGAGAGAGAUGGAACUGAAGUUGAUUCCACAAUGAGACUUGGUGACACCAUUACUGAAAGCUUCUUGAGCUCCAGGAUGAGUACUGGUUUCGAUAGAAGAGCAGUAGGGUUCUUAGCCGCUUGGAAGAUCCCUGGUGUUGCCAUUUUCGCCUUCUGUCUCUUCUUCACGAAACUUGUGUCUUACACUUUCCUUUAUUGGCUACCUUUCUAUGUAAGCCAGACCGAGAUAGGAGGAGAGCAUUUGUCACAAGAGACGUCUGGAAACUUGUCUACACUCUUUGAUGUUGGUGGCGUAGUUGGAGGAAUCUUAGCUGGAUACUUCUCUGAUCAACUUGAUGGGAGAGCAAUCACAGCUGGAGGAUUCAUCUACUUAACUAUCCCAGCUCUGUUCCUGUACAGAACCUACGGUCAUAUCUCAAUGACAAUCAACAUCAUCCUCAUGUUCACGGCUGGUGUGUUUGUUAAUGGACCAUAUGCUUUAAUCACAACCGCGGUUGCAGCUGAUCUUGGUACUCACAAAUCGCUUAAAGGAAAUGCGAGGGCUUUGGCUACAGUCACUGCUAUUAUAGAUGGAACAGGAUCUGUUGGUGCAGCUAUUGGACCUGUUCUUACCGGUUACAUCGCAGCCAUUAGUUGGGAUGCUGUGUUUUACAUGUUGAUGACCGCAGCUUUGAUCUCUGGAUUGCUUCUUACUAAGCUUAUUAUAACAGAAGUGAAAACUUUGUUGUAUGGAUCAUCUGAAGAGGAUGAAAUUGUUUCUGCUGCUUCUGAACCAAGACCUCCCAUUGAUGUCCUCAUAUGAUAUCAUCACUUGUUUUUGUGUGUGUGUGUUUUUUUUUGUUUAAUCUGACGUGUAUUGUCUUGAUGACUUGGUUCUUUUUGUCAUUGUAACAACUUUUUUGUUUAAAGGUUUGAAUGAAAAUAAUCAAUUCUGAUUUAUUUCUGAAACAAGUAACUAAACCUAAAGAGGAUAACUUCAUAUAGAAGUUAUCUUUCUUAUUUAUUAAUAUCUUUGGAAACGAUCAGGAUCUUC